AUGUCAAACACCUUCAUGGAUAGGGUCCGCUCGUUUUUCGGAUUUGAAUCAAAUUCUCCAAGGAAUGACUUUCGAAAUCCUAUCUGGGGUUCAGACGACGAUGACGAUGGAGACGAACUUUACACGAAAAAUCCAAUGGACAUUUACAAGGAUCCGGUGGACUUGCACCGUGAGUUCUCUAGACAAAUGCAAGAUGUGUUAAAAAAUUUGGGAUCGAUAUUCGGUGACAUCGGCUCAUUUUUCGGCCCCGGCGACAUGGAAUCGUUCGGCACCAUGACAGACCUACCGAUUCCGGAUCCGGAAACAGAUAAAUUUGACAGCAACCGCAUCAGAGAUUACUAUUUAAAACCCGGUUACCAUGACUAUAAAUAUGAGCAACCGAAACUGGACAAUGAUUUGGAUGGGAAGAUAUCUUCUAACGAGAUAUCCGGACUCUUGCAAAAGAAAGAUGAAGGUCAGAUAGUUCCACAGACGCCUUUCAACGGAUCUCUUGUUCCUGGCAGACCGUUUUGUCAAACAAUCAUUACAACAAGUGUAACAAAAGCCGACGGUACAGUUGAAACUCGUAGGAUCAUUAAAAAUGGCAACGAAGUCAUUGAAGAAACGACAACGUCUACCGAACCAGAUUCAAGAGGACCCUUCAACCCUAUGCUAAGCCCUAUCGACACUACCAACUUCAUGUUCUCAACACUUUCAUCACUAUUAAAGAACUUUUACUAA
Molecule: messenger RNA, 720 nt
Organism: Danaus chrysippus (African queen)
Lineage: Eukaryota; Metazoa; Arthropoda; Insecta; Lepidoptera; Nymphalidae
Source: the annotation of a GenBank genome assembly